Molecule: messenger RNA, 396 nt
Organism: Prorocentrum cordatum
Lineage: Eukaryota; Dinophyceae; Prorocentrales; Prorocentraceae
Source: the annotation of a GenBank genome assembly
AUGAUCUUUCCCGCAGGGGGCGGGCGGCAUGGCAUCACGCACUUCAUGCUUCAGGGGUCGUGGUGCACGCCGCAGCAGAUAUGGAACGACGCCUCCGACGAUCCGGCGGUGUGGGACGUCCUGGAGGAGAAGUGCCUCAUCGCGGAGCCCAACGGCUGCGGGGGCAGCUGGAACCCCAUCACUUAUCCAGCGGAUCUGUUUUGGGUAGCCUACACUGUCGUGACUCUCGUCAUGAUGUUGAACGUCGUGGUCGCGGUGAUCCUCGAAGGUUACGAGGAGGGGCGCCAGACGCACGAGGAUGAUAACCUCGACGUGUGCGUAGACAUCUGGAAGAAGCACGAUCCAAAUUGCACGAUGAAGAUCCCGCUCGGAGAGGCCAUGCUGUUCAUCAAUGAG